AAAGACAGAGAGGUCAAGAGGAGGAGAAAGCACGUGGGUCGGCUUGUACCCGGAGAACUGUCCUUCUUCCUUCUGAUGUGGACUUGUUUUUGUGCUGUUGAUGUGUCUGCAUGUAGCUAGCUCACCUCGCUGACCGGACAACGCCGCUCAACACCACACACUUCUCCAUCUGACGUCCCAAAAGCAACGGAUUUCAGCUGCUCGGUCUGAAGGCUGGUAGUUUGUAGAGAUCACAUCAUGGUGAGCAAAACGGAUGAGAUGCCAGCAGCAGCAUCAGUGGCGAAGUGCGCCUCGGUGGAGCUCGCUCAGGAAGGAGAGACACCGAACAGCAAAGAGAGCAACAAGAAGACCGUGAAGGAGUGCUGUCCAUGCGCACACAGUGCAGCUACAGCAGUAAUGAAUGGUGACGGAGGACAUGACCAGACCGAGGAGACAGAGUCCAAGCAGGAUGGCAGCACUGAUCCUGACGCCGGUGACGACUCCAAUGAGCAGGAAGUGAUUGUGAUUCAGGACACUGGCUUCACUGUGAAGAUUCAGGCACCAGGCAUUGAGCCCUUUGACCUGCAGGUGUCUCCACAGGAGAUGGUGCAGGAGAUCCACCAAGUGCUUAUGGACCGUGAAGACACCUGCCAUCGCACUUGCUUUUCUCUGCAGCUCGAUGGCAACGUGCUGGACAACUUUGCCGAGUUAAAGUCCAUCGAGGGCCUACAAGAAGGAUCCUUGCUCAAAGUGGUGGAAGAGCCUUACACAGUACGCGAGGCUCGCAUUCAUGUUCGUCAUAUAAGAGACCUGUUAAAGAGUCUGGAUCCUUCUGACGCUUACAAUGGAGUAGACUGCAACUCUUUGUCCUUCCUCAGUGUCUUCACAGAUGGAGAUCUUGGAGAUAGUGGCAAACGUAAAAAGAAGGGCAGUGAGCUUGAACAGAUUGACUGUACUCCCCCUGAACACAUCCUGCCUGGCAGUAAAGAGCGCCCCCUAGUCCCCCUCCAGCCACAGAACAAAGACUGGAAGCCACUUCAGUGCCUCAAAGUCCUCACAAUGAGUGGCUGGAACCCUCCGCCAGGCAACAGGAAGAUGCACGGAGAUCUCAUGUACCUGUACGUUGUGACUGUAGAAGAGCGGCACGUCAGCAUCACUGCCUCCACACGCGGAUUCUACCUCAACCAGUCCACCACCUACAAUUUCAACCCUAAGCCUGCCAACCCCAGCUUUCUGAGCCACUCUCUGGUGGAACUGCUGAGUCAGAUCAGCCCGGCCUUUAAGAAGAACUUCACCGCCCUGCAGAAGAAACGAGUCCAAAGACAUCCAUUUGAGAGAAUAGCCACACCGUUCCAGGUGUACAACUGGACUGCUCCUCAGAUUGAUCAUGCCAUGGACUGUGUGAGGGCAGAGGAUGCCUACACCUCCCGUUUGGGAUAUGAAGAACACAUACCUGGCCAGACCAGAGACUGGAAUGAAGAGCUGCAGACAACAAGAGAGCUCUCCCGGAAGAACCUGCCAGAGCGUUUGUUGAGAGAGAGAGCCAUUUUCAAGGUUCACAGUGACUUCGCUGCAGCAGCUACGCGGGGUGCCAUGGCUGUAAUUGACGGAAAUGUGAUGGCCAUCAAUCCCGGUGAGGAGACGCGUAUGCAGAUGUUCAUCUGGAACAACAUCUUCUUCAGCCUGGGAUUUGACGUCCGUGAUCACUACAAAGAGCUGGGAGGAGAUGCCGCAGCACACGCCGCCCCCACCAACGACCUGAAUGGCGUGAGAGCGUAUGGUGCAGUUGAUGUGGAGGGGCUGUACACUCUAGGCACUGUGGUUGUGGACUACAGGGGCUACCGCGUCACCGCACAGUCCAUCAUCCCCGGCAUUCUGGAGCGCGAACAAGAGCAGAGCGUCAUCUAUGGCUCCAUUGAUUUUGGAAAGACUGUGGUGUCCCACCCCAAGUACCUGGAGCUGCUUGAGAAGACGAGCCGGCCUCUGAAGGUGCAGCGUCAUCCUGUUCUCAAUGAGAAGGACAUGGCCGUGGAGCUCUGCUCGUCUGUCGAGUGCAAGGGGAUCAUCGGCAACGACGGGCGCCACUAUAUCCUAGACCUGCUACGCACUUUUCCUCCUGACCUCAACUUCCUGUCUGUGGAAGGGGAGGAGCUAAACCCCGAGAGCCAGAAGCAGGGCUUCCCUCGACAGCAUCGUCACCGCCUGGCCUGUCUGCGCCAGGAACUCAUCGAGGCCUUCGUAGAGCACAGGUAUCUCCUUUUCAUGAAGAUGGCAGCACUCCAGCUGAUGCAGCACAAAGCAAAUAAAGACGGCAAGCCUGCAGCCAUGCCUGAGAACACAACAAGCGAAGCUGAGAUUAAGCCAGCAUCAGCUCCAGAGGCCCCCGAGAACCCCACCGAAACCUCUGUCUCGCCAGCUUCCUCUGAAUCCACGCAGACACCUGAGGCAGCUGAGAACCAGCAGGCCACAGCUACAGAAAACUCUGCAGUAACCACUAAUGGUACCGUCUCAUUGGGUGCUGAUGAACCCACAGGUCCAGAGAGCCAGAAUGGAGGCUGUGACAGUCCUCUGGAGGGUAAGGAGGCCCUUGAAACUAUACCAGGAUUAGCUCAGGCUAAAGAGCUGGCUGAAUCUUUAGCAGCAGAAGAUGGAUCUGGGAUUGACCCCAAAAGCCGAGAGGUCGUCCUGAACGCUUGCAAAGCGGUGGGCUCUAUUUGCAACACUUCCUUUGACAUUCGCUUCAACCCAGACAUCUUCUCCCCAGGAGUGCGUUUCCCAGAAGAGAGUGCUGAAGACAUCCAGAAGCAGAAGCAGCUUCUCAAAGAUGCAGCAGCCUUCCUGGUGUCUUGUCAGAUCCCAUCUUUGAUAAAAGACUGUUUAGACCACACUGCCCUGCCAAUGGAUGGAGCCACGUUGACCGAGGCCCUCCAUCAGCGUGGUAUCAACGUGCGCUACCUCGGCAAUGUGCUGGAGUUUGUGGACAAGAUGCCUGCAAAACCACAGCUUGAUCAUUUCUAUAGAAUAGGAAUCACUGAGCUGAUCACAAGAUGCACCAAACAUAUCUUUAAGACCUACCUCCAGGGUGUCGAGCUUUCAGCCCUGUCUGCUGCAGUGAGCCACUUCCUGAACUGCUUCCUGAGCUCUUUCCCAGACGCCGUGGCCCAUCUGCCUGCAGACGAGCUGGUCUCACGCAAGAAAAACAAGAAGAGACGGAACAGAGUGCCUGGAGGAGGAGACAACACGGCCUGGGCCAGCCUGACCCCCAGCGAACUAUGGAAGAACAUCUGCACCGAGGCUCGCACUUAUUACCACUUCGCUCUACAAUGUGAGAGUAUGGACCAGGCAGUAGAGAAAUAUGGCCUGCAAAAAAUCACCCUCCUGAGGGAAAUCUCCAUCAAAACUGGUAUCCAGAUCCUGAUAAAGGAGUACAACUUCGACAGCCGCCACAAGCCGGCUUUCACAGAGGAAGACAUCCUGAACAUCUUCCCAGUCGUAAAGCACGUCAACCCUAAAGCCUCCGAUGCCUUUCAUUUCUUCCAGAGCGGGCAAGCCAAAGUCCAGCAAGGUUUCCUUAAGGAAGGAUGUGAGCUGAUCAACGAGGCCUUGAACCUCUUCAACAACGUGUAUGGAGCCAUGCACGUGGAGAUUUGUGCCUGUCUGCGCCUCCUGGCUCGCCUCAAUUACAUCAUGGGAGAUCACCCUGAGGCCCUCAGUAACCAGCAGAAAGCUGUUCUGAUGAGUGAGAGAGUGCUGGGUAUUGAGCAUCCUAACACCAUUCAAGAAUAUAUGCACUUGGCUUUGUACUGCUUUGCUAAUGGCCAGCUGUCCACUGCACUGAAGCUGCUAUACCGUGCCCGCUAUCUCAUGCUGUUAGUGUGUGGAGAGGACCAUCCUGAGAUGGCUCUGCUAGAUAGCAAUAUUGGUCUGGUGCUACAUGGAGUGAUGGAGUAUGACCUCUCACUACGCUUCCUAGAAAAUGCCUUGGCCAUCAACUCCAAAUACCAUGGACCCCGAUCCCUUAAAGUUGCCCUCAGUCACCAUCUUGUGGCCCGGGUAUAUGAGAGCAAGGCUGAAUUCCGUUCAGCUCUGCAGCACGAGAAGGAGGGCUACACCAUUUACAAGAACCAGGUUGGUGAAGCUCACGAAAAGACCAAGGAGAGUUCAGAGUACCUGAAGUACCUCACCCAGCAGGCUGUGGCCCUACAGAGAACCAUGAACGAGAUCUACAAGAACGGCUCCAAUGCCAGCAUCAUGCCUCUCAAAUUCACAGCUCCAAGCAUGGCCAGUGUCCUGGAGCAGCUCAAUAUUAUCAAUGGCAUCAUCUUUAUUCCACUCAGCCAAAAGGACUUGGAGACCCUGAAGGCGGAAGUCCAGCGCCGGCAGCAACUACAAGACUCUGGGAAGAGUGAGGAGCAUCAGGAGAACGGUCAGCUGGCACUGGACGACAAACUUCCCGUUGAUGAUUAAUCCCACAAAUAUAUACCCUGUAGCAGGGAAGGCCAUGAUGCAACAGUCAUCUGCUUGAACCUGUAGAACUGAGAACUAAGCUGUGUAAUUUAAAUGAGUAUAUUUGAGCUUAAAGCGGAGGGAACAGACAGGGAAAGGUACAGCAAGCGGUACAGUGAAAAGCAGUCAUGAAAAGCAUGGAACCAGUGUUUAAUGUGGGCAGGCAGAGGGCCAGACUGAAGCUCUCUUGUUGUUACUGUUUUCCUGCCGGUUUGUCUGAAGCUGGUGACCAAGAAUGACCAUGAUGUUGUAUGCUAGAGCCUUAUCCAUGCAUCCGUCCAUCCAUCCAUCCAUCCAUCCAUCCAUCCAUUUUCACAUCUCACUCUCUUUCUAUCGUGCUGAGCCCUCACGAUCUCAUCUCCUUCUCCUCUUUAGGAGUUUAGGAGUCCAGGCCCUAAACUCAGUGCAAGCUUCAGAGAAGUGAAGCCCAACGCCACCACUUUCACUCACCACUAUCUGCAAACUCAGGUGAUUUUCUAUGCUGCCCUAGAUGAGAGCAGAAACAAAAUUCAGAAAGAUGCACAAGAAAUGAGACAGAGGCUGCAGAAUGUACACACUGUGGUCUAGCUGUCAAAGACCAGUUACAAAUAAUGGUCCUGUUAUGUCCCGUACCAUUAACAUACCAAGUGGUGGCUGCUGUGUCUUCACAACGUUACAGAUGUGUGUUCUCAUCUAAAGCUUUUCAGAUUGAUCACAGAUGUUCUGUAAAAAGCUACUCUUUUCUUUUUGUAAUAGUAAGUGUGUGGGGGAAUUAAAGCCAUUUUAUAUCCUUCAUCAAACCAUUUAAUUUAAGCUUUGUCUGUUUUAUAGAGAUAUAUUCAAAAGACAUGUAUGUCUGUGAGGUGUGACAAACUUGAUUUAUGUUGAUUGAAAUGCAGGUUCAAAAGGUCCAGCUUAAAUUUGAUCAUUUGAAUCUUUAUCUUUUCAGUUUUUUUGUGUGUGUCUGUGUUUGUUAUACUAGUGCAGAGAUCAUGGGAGGAUUCCUCUACAGCUACCACUGCUGCUGUGACAAAAUCAUUCUAAUCAUAUUUUUCUACAUAGUUAUAAACUUGGGAUGACUAGCGCAAACUUGAAUAAUGGAGGAACAUGCAGUAUUUGGCACUUUAGCAUGUUGAAAAUCACCGUUAAUAUAGUGUAUAUGACAGACUGGACUUCUUUGACACUGACAUAACAGAUUUUAUGACACUUAUCAUUCAUUUCCAGCAGUACAGGACCCUUUCCUGUAUUACUUUUCUUCCUAUUAUAUCUACCUUUCAUUACUGUAUCUUUCCCUUCACCCAUAUUUAGUGCACUUUUCCAAAACUAGCACCAGAAAUGGAUUGAGAGAGGCUGCUUUUGUGUAAUGUACCAAAAAAAAAAAAAAAAAAGAAAAACGAGGACAAACGCCGUGCUUGCCUGUAUAAAUGCUGUGCGGCUCUACCUUCCAAAUGCCAAACUUGUUGCUGUGAUAAAUGUAAAAAUUUAAAGCAAUAGAAAUGCUGGAAAUGGCCGUCUAUGUGCUGCUGUAGUCUGCACUUAGAGGGAAGACAGAUUGCUACACUGAUUGUGUGUGGUUUUUUUUUUUUUUUCUUUUUUCUCCUUAUGGAAAAAAAAGUUGUUUUUUUUUUUCUUUUUUUUUUUCUAAGAACAGGGAAGGGGUAAUUGGAUGUUUUACUGCUUACGAACAAAAACGGAGCAAAUAACCCUGUAAAUGUGUGAGAUUUGUGCCUGUUUAUGCUUUAUAAUGGAACCAGGUUGGUAUGUGUCCUGUCUUUCUAUGCCUUUCAGAGGGUUAAAAAUCUUGAUUAGGCUCACUGUGUUCCAUUUUUGUUGUUGCUUUAACCUUUGUUUGCCUACCAGUGCUUAGGAAGGAGCCACGUUGUAUGCUGGGCUUGUCUCAGGCUGCAGUACACUUGGUAGCCACUAAGGUGUGUUCUAAUCUAACAAAGGUUCUUUGCGCUCAACUUGCAAUUGACAAUAAAUGCAGUUUAUAAUGGAACACAAAGCAUCAUUACUAAUUUAAACUCUGUGAAUGCAGUUGCUUUCAAGUAGAAGUUCAUUAGGCUUGAUGAUUAAAAAUUAUCAGAGUCCCAUAGUUCUAAAUGGCUGGAAUAUUUAACACAAUUGUUGUAUAUGCCUCCAUAACAGCUGACACGUUUGUAAACAUUUUUGAGCAUCAUUGAAUGUAUGCAAAAAAUUUUAUUGUUAUCAGUUCAAUUCAGUUUUUUUUUUUUUUUUUUUUUUUUUUUUUUGCAUUUCACUGAUGAGAAUUGGUGCAAUAGAAAACAAUUUGUCAUCUACAUAUUUAGUUCUUAUUUUUUGGAUUCAUAUUUUUUAUUUAGACAAAGAGGAUGCAAUGCAGUUUACAUAGACGCUUACAGUUUUAAAUUGGAAUUGUCUGUCUUUAUAAGUUUGCUAUUCUGAGUGGUUUGUGUUCACAAAAGUGAAUGUGUGAAAAUUUGCAUAUAAAAAAAGAAAUCUAAUAUUUAAAAAACCCAACAAAAUCUGCAGAUUUUUAAUGUGCUGAACAUUAAUUGCACACUACACCUCUCGUUUUGAGAAUGUUCUACAAACCAGUCAACAUAAUACAAUCUUCACAAUCAAAGCAUUCUCAAUCCCACCAUUCCUGAUGUAGCUUUCAGAUAUUUGCUUGUAUGUCUAUGAUCUGAUAUUAUCUCUAAACUCAACUAUAACUCUAGAAAAUCAGCUGUCAUCAAAAAACCCACCAGUGCUGCUUUAAGACACAGUGUGUUAAGUUCACCUCACCGUCACCUGCUGUCUAACUCACACUCACAUCCGAACCUCUCUGUUUUCCUCUUGUUUUGGAUCCCUAAACCUGCAGAAUCUGUCCAGACCAUUGUGUCUGUCUUUCUUUUUCUUUCUUUUUAUUUUUGAUGUGAAACCUGUCUGUUGUGCUUCAUAAAUAAUUAUCUAAUUAUUUUUGAUCUGAGUAUGCUUUUGUAUUAAAAAGAAAUAAAGGAACUAGCAAAUA
Messenger RNA from Pangasianodon hypophthalmus (striped catfish), 7456 nucleotides. RefSeq names its product clustered mitochondria (cluA/CLU1) homolog a (gene cluha). Gene Ontology annotation, biological process: intracellular distribution of mitochondria. The transcript is spliced from 27 exons. Gene Ontology annotation, cellular component: cytoplasm. Bases 238 to 4446 code for a protein of 1402 amino acids. Gene Ontology annotation, molecular function: protein binding; mRNA binding. The record is from RefSeq and is a predicted model, not a curated record. Lineage: Eukaryota; Metazoa; Chordata; Actinopteri; Siluriformes; Pangasiidae.